AUGAUAACUACGAUUCCAAGUAACAGCUGUAUUCAAUAUAUAUAUAUAUAUAUAUAUAGCGUGAGAAACAGCUCAGAGGAGGCGAGGAGAGUAGCCGCGCCACCGCCCCAAGAACAGCAGACCAGCGCAGCGCCCAAGACCAGCAGACAGCCGCAGCGCCCCCAAGACAGCAGACAGCGGCAGCGGCCCCCAGACAGCAGGCAGCGUUCAGGCGCCCCCCAGACAGCAGACAGCAGGCAGCGCCCCCCAAGACAGCAGACCGGCGGGCAACGCGCCCAAGACAGCAGGCAGCGUCAGCGCCCCAAGACCAGCAACAGCGGCCAAAGCGCCCCCAAGACAGCAGACCAGCGCAGCGCCUCCCAAGACAGCAGGCAGCGUCCAGCGCCCCCCCAAGGAACCAGCAGACAAGCUACCAAGACAGCAGACAGCGGCAGCGCCCCCAAGACAGCAGACAGCGACAGCGCCCCCAAGACAGCAGACAGCGGCAGCGCCCCCAAGACAGCCAAGGACAGCGACCAAGCGCCCCCCAAGACAGCCAAGACAGCGGGACAGCGCCCCAAGACAGGUAAGACCAGCGGCAAGCGCCCCCAAGGACAGCAGACCAGCGACAAGCGCCCCCAGACAGCAGACAAGGCGGGCAAGCUGCCCCCCAAAGACAGGCAGACCAGGCCGGCAGCGCCCCCCAGGACAGCAGACCAAGCGAACAAGCGGGCCCCAAGACAAGGCAGACAAGGCGAACAAGCGCCCCCAAGGGGGACCAGCAGGGGGGGGACAAAGCGGACCAGGCGCCCCCCCCAAGGACCAGGGGCAGGGGGGACAGCGGCAGCGCCCCCCAAAGACAAGCAGANUGAAGAGAGAGAGAGAGAGAGAGAGAGAGAGAGAGAGAGAGAGAGAGAGAGAGAGAGAGAGAGAGAGAGAGAGAGAGAGAGAUUUUCCAGAGUGAGCUCCCGGCGGCCAAGAGAAGUGGGUGAUCAUCCGAGGGCAACACUGCACAUAACCGGGACACCCAGAGAUUUAGUAAUAUUAGAUGCACGUGUGGAAGUAUGGCGUUUGUAG
This is a messenger RNA of Penaeus vannamei (Pacific white shrimp), 1056 nucleotides long. The record is from RefSeq and is a predicted model, not a curated record. Lineage: Eukaryota; Metazoa; Arthropoda; Malacostraca; Decapoda; Penaeidae.